Dreissena polymorpha is the source of this 1450-nucleotide messenger RNA. RefSeq lists its product as uncharacterized. NCBI's taxonomy places the organism in Eukaryota, Metazoa, Mollusca, Bivalvia, Myida, Dreissenidae. The transcript is spliced from 5 exons. Bases 219 to 890 code for a protein of 223 amino acids. The record is from RefSeq and is a predicted model, not a curated record.
CAUAUGACAUGAGCUUCAACCUCAACUUCGGCUAAUGUGACUCUACUUAAACAUUUGUUUUCAAAUUGUGCGCUUGUUGAUAAUUCGUACAUAUUGUUAUGACAAGUAAUUUAAUAAAACAUUUAUCUACAAUACCGGAAACAUUAAUCAGUAAUUCAUAAGUAUUGAUUUAUAUAUUUAAUUCGCUUUAAGACGUACGUUUUACGCAGCGGAUCAUAAUGGAUAUACAUUUGCGGGAUUUAUUGUGUUCGUUGUCCCAUAUUGUGCUCUGUGCCAUACUGGCGAGUGCUGGUGUCGAUGGCGGGAGUUUACGUCGGCAGACGGCCACGUGCACAGAGACCUCUGUCGUCGACAUUGAGUCAAAUGCUGGGGUGAAAAUAGAACCUAUUGAACAGAGUCGCGUCUAUAUUGAAACACUGUCUACGCCUUUUGAUGACGGGCACACUUUGCGUUUUGAGUUCAAUACAAAAUCCGGCAACGGGACGCUGUUCUAUGCCGUGCGCCGCAACGAUAUCUACGACAUGGUGUCAGCGGAGAUCAGUGACGGAUACGUGCAGUUUAAGAUACGCUGCCGCUCCUCGUACGCUGACCUCACCAUUCCGGGCAUCCGGGUGGAUGAUGGCGAGUGGCACAGGAUCAAGUUCCAUCGCAAGAAACGAAAGGGCAUCUUCCUGCUGGACGACCUGGAGUACUUCGAGCACUACUAUGUGGGCUGUGGCGGCUUCACUUCCGUCAACUUCGGCAGCACCCACCGAGACCACGAUGACUCCUUCAGCGUGCGCGAGUUACAGAAUAAAAACGGCCAUUUAAGCGGAUGUAUACGUAAUGUUAAGAUAACUACGGGAAUAGACACACCGCCCAAGUACACAGCCAUUUCGCAGUGCAAUUGAAGACGUUGCAAUCUCUCUAGCAAGAGGAGAACGUGUAUUAUAUUUGUUACCAACGCCAUUCCAUUGACAGCGUCUUGUUAACUCUGAUGGUUUUGUCGUCAUACGUGUGGUACGGUUUAUAAACCUUACUAUUGCUGCAUAUCAUACAGUGCUGCCGAGUUUGUAUACUAUUGUGAAGACGACACAUUACACUCAAUUUCAAUGCCAACAUGCACCGUUUAAUGACAACGACUUUGCGAACAUUGAUGUGAGCGUAUGGUUGCGGGGUAACAAGAUGAAUCUCAGCAUAAUUAUGCUACUUGUACCGCCAGAAGCCAAUCUGAUCUCCGAUAGUGUACACAAUGCAAACGAAAAGAUCUCUACGUCAGUAAAUGGUGGUAACACAUAUUAAAUUUACGUUUAUGUUACUUAUAGCAACCGGUCGUACGACAAAUGUACAUAUAUACUUUAUAUAGCCACGUUUUGAAAUGGCUGGUUUUGACUGUUCCGUCCAUAAGUUGUUGUGUCGUUACCUCGAACUAUUUUGUAUUUGUAGACCAUUAUUAAACUAUGGAAAUGUU